Messenger RNA from Condylura cristata (star-nosed mole), 2175 nucleotides. Its product is annotated as cytochrome P450 4A6-like. NCBI's taxonomy places the organism in Eukaryota, Metazoa, Chordata, Mammalia, Eulipotyphla, Talpidae. The record is from RefSeq and is a predicted model, not a curated record. The transcript is spliced from 12 exons. Gene Ontology annotation, molecular function: oxidoreductase activity, acting on paired donors, with incorporation or reduction of molecular oxygen; iron ion binding; monooxygenase activity. The coding region runs from base 15 to 1502 and encodes 495 amino acids.
GCUCCCUAGCCAGCAUGUCUGGGCUCCUGCAAGUGGCCUGCCUGCUCAGCCUGGUCCUGCUGCUGAUCAAGGCCGCCCAGCUCUACCUGCACAGGCAGUGGCUGCUCAAAGCUGUCCAGCAGUUCCCAGCUCCGCCCUCCCACUGGCUCUUUGGACACUCCAAGGAGUUCCAAAAGAAUGAGCUAAAGCAAAUACUGAAAAGGGUGGAGAAAUUCCCUACUGCAAGUCCUCGCUGGCUCUGGGGAACAAAGGUCCUGUUUCUGGUCUACGACCCUGACUACAUGAAAGUGGUUCUCGGGAGGUCAGACCCAAAAGCUCACGGUACCUACAGGCUGCUGGCUCCCUGGAUUGGGUACGGUCUGCUCCUGCUGAACGGGCAGCCGUGGUUCCAGCACCGGAGGAUGCUGACCCCAGCCUUCCACUACGACAUCCUGAAGCCCUACGUGGGGCUCGUGGCCGACUCUGUGCGCGUGAUGCUGGACAAAUGGCAACAACAGCUCAGUGACCAGAACCCACUUGACAUCUUCGAGCCCGUCUCCUUGAUGACCCUGGACUCCCUCAUGAAGUGCGCCUUCAGCCACCAGGGCAGCGUGCAGACGGACAGGAGCUCCCAGUCCUACAUCCAGGCCAUUGACAACAUAAAGAACCUGUUCUUUUCCCGAGCGAGGAACGUUUUCCACCAGAAUGACACCGUCUAUGGCAUGACCCCAGAAGGUCGCAAGUUCCACCAGGCCUGCGAGGUGGCCCAUGAGCACACAGACCGAGUGAUCCGGGAGAGGAAGGCUCACCUGCAGAAGGAGGGAGAACUGGAAAAGAUCAGCGGGAAGAGGCACCUGGAUUUCCUGGACAUCCUGCUCCGUGCCAGAAUGGAGAAUGGGGACAGCUUGUCGGACGCGGACCUCCGGGCAGAGGUGGACACGUUCAUGUUCGAGGGCCACGACACCACGGCCAGCGGCAUCUCCUGGAUCCUCUAUGCGCUGGCCGCCCACCCUGAGCACCAGCACCGGUGCAGGGAGGAGCUGCAGAGCCUCCUGGGGGAUGGCGCCUCCCUCAGCUGGGACCACCUGGACAAGAUGCCCUACACCACCAUGUGCAUUAAGGAGUCGCUGAGACUCUACCCGCCGGUGCCGGGGUUUAGCAGGGAGCUCAGCAAGCCCAUCACCUUCCCUGAUGGACGCUCCUUACCUGAGGGAAUCAUUGUGUCAUUCACCAUUUAUGGGCUGCACCACAACCCCGACGUGUGGCCAAACCCUGAGGUGUUUGACCCGUCCCGGUUUGCUCCUGGAGCUACCCGGCACAGCCACGCUUUCCUGCCCUUCUCAGGAGGGUCCAGGAACUGCAUCGGGAAGCAGUUUGCCAUGAACGAGAUGAAGGUGGCCGUGGCCCUGACUCUGCUCCGCUUUGAGCUGGCGCCGGAGCCCUCCAGGGUCCCCAUUCCCAAUGCAAAAGUUGUGCUGAUGUCAAGCAAUGGAAUCCACCUGCGCCUCAAAAAGCUGCAGUAACCACAUGGAUGUGGCCUAGUGUGAGGGCCUCCUGCCGGGGUUCCAGCUUGCUUUCAUCUGCUCCUGCCUCUGGCCAUAUCCUGCUUCUGUGUGCCCACCUGCAACACCCUAUUUGCAGACUCACCAAUGAAAACUUAACUUUCCACAUCCCCAACCUUGCUGUAGAUUCCUGUUUUCUGUCCACCUGUCUCCAUCCUCCUAUAUGACUCAGACUGUCAUCUUGACAUUUUCUCUGUCCUUCAACUUGUCAGUGCUUUCCCUGGAUUUGUUGUUUUCUAUCCUAUUAUCCGAAAAUCCGUUAAUUUCCUCCUGCUGCUUUAGCAAGUUUCCACAACUUUAUGGUUUACAACAACAAGAGUUUAUGAUCUUAACACUUGAAAAUCUGUAGUUGGAAGUAGGUUAUGCUGGGCCUCACCUAGAUGUUUUGGGAUCUCUAAGGGAAAAUAUGUUUCUGUGUUUUCCAAUUUCUAGAAUUUUACUCUUAAUGUCUUUCAGUGAUAGCAUUAGCUGCUCCCAUAUGACCAAGGAAAUCUGCUUUUCUUAAAUCAACUGAUUGUAGAUGUGAACUAUCUCCAAAUACAAGCAUUUAGACCAUUCUUUAAAUAAAAUUCUUACCUGGCUCCACACCCCACCCAUGCUGACACAUAAGAAUAAACUCCAUAAUCUCCCUGGU